AUGGCAAGAUGCUACAUUCUUGCCUCUAUGAAAAAUGUGUUGCAGCAUCAAUAUCAGUCCAUGACUACUGCUUACAAUAUGCUUGAAUCUCUCAAAGAGAUGUUCGGAGAGCAAAAUCGUCCGAUAAAGCAGAUGUCCAUGAAAGCUCUUUUGACCACAAAAAUGGUUGAAGUAACUUCGAUAAGGGAACAUGUUCUUAAAAUAAUGAGUCUAUUGAACGAGCUGGAAAUUCUUGGUGCGGUUAUUGAUAAGGAGUCUCAGGUUGAGAUGGUCCUACAGACUCUUUCAGAUAGUUUUCAGCAGUUUUGCUUGAAUUAUAACAUGAAUAAGAUGGACUUAUCUCUUAUGAAACUGUUGAAUGAGCUGUAA
Molecule: messenger RNA, 369 nt
Organism: Capsicum annuum
Lineage: Eukaryota; Viridiplantae; Streptophyta; Magnoliopsida; Solanales; Solanaceae
Exons: 1
Coding region: 1-369 (122 amino acids)
Source: RefSeq, a predicted model, not a curated record